Molecule: messenger RNA, 1834 nt
Organism: Gossypium raimondii (Peruvian cotton)
Lineage: Eukaryota; Viridiplantae; Streptophyta; Magnoliopsida; Malvales; Malvaceae
Product: elongation factor Tu, chloroplastic
Exons: 1
Coding region: 149-1606 (485 amino acids)
Biological process (GO): mitochondrial translational elongation
Cellular component (GO): mitochondrion
Molecular function (GO): GTPase activity; translation elongation factor activity; GTP binding
Source: RefSeq, a predicted model, not a curated record
UUUUUAGUCCGUCCAUUUCACAAACCCUCAUCCUCAAAGCCACAGAGGAAUAAGAUAACACAAACCCAAAUCUCUUUUACCUUCUCUUCUUCAUUUUCCAAAGCCAAAGGCCAAAACCCUCCUUUCCUCUCCUCUCCUCUACAAGGAAAUGGCAAUUUCAUCAACAGCAGCAGCCACUGCCGCUUCUUCUAAGCUUAGAUACCCACACGCCUCCCCUUUCCCAACUCACUCCUCAACCACCACCUCUGCCUUUUUCUCCUCAAUUCCCUCUAAACUAACCCCUACCCACCUCUCCUCUUCCUUCCUCCCUCCUUUCCUCACUACCGUCGCCACCACUUCCGUAUUCCCUCGCCGUCGCGGUUCUUUCACCGUCAAAGCUGCCCGUGGCAAAUUCGAACGCAAAAAGCCCCACGUCAACAUCGGCACCAUCGGCCAUGUCGACCACGGCAAAACCACCUUAACUGCCGCUCUAACUAUGGCCUUAGCCUCCAUGGGUAACAGUGCCCCAAAAAAGUACGACGAAAUUGAUGCCGCCCCUGAAGAGCGUGCCCGUGGUAUCACCAUUAACACCGCCACCGUUGAAUACGAAACCGAGAAUCGCCAUUACGCCCACGUCGACUGCCCAGGGCACGCUGAUUAUGUCAAAAACAUGAUUACCGGAGCUGCCCAAAUGGACGGUGCUAUCUUGGUUGUUUCCGGAGCCGACGGACCCAUGCCCCAGACUAAAGAACAUAUCUUGUUGGCUAAACAGGUCGGUGUCCCUAACGUGGUUGUGUUUUUGAACAAACAAGACCAGGUAGAUGAUGAAGAGCUUUUGCAAUUAGUCGAAUUGGAGGUGCGUGAAUUGCUUUCUAGUUACGAAUUUCCCGGUGAUGAUGUCCCUAUUAUUUCUGGCUCCGCACUUUUAGCUUUAGAAGCUUUGAUGGCUAAGCCCAGUAUUCCUAGGGGUGAAAACCAAUGGGUGGAUAAGAUUUAUGAACUUAUGGAUGCUGUUGAUAGUUACAUUCCUGUUCCUCAAAGACAAACAGAUUUGCCUUUCUUGUUAGCUGUUGAGGAUGUGUUUUCCAUCACGGGUCGUGGUACUGUUGCCACUGGUCGUAUCGAGAGAGGUACUGUUAAGGUUGGAGAGACUGUUGACAUUGUUGGAUUGAAGGAUACAAGGAACGUCACAGUUACUGGUGUGGAAAUGUUUCAAAAGACAUUAGAUGACGCCAUGGCUGGUGAUAAUGUUGGGUUGUUACUUAGAGGUGUUCAAAAGGCCGAUAUUCAGAGAGGGAUGGUUUUGGCUAAACCAGGGACAAUCACUCCCCAUACCAAGUUCAGCGCCAUUGUCUAUGUGUUGAAGAAGGAAGAGGGUGGCAGACAUUCUCCCUUCUUCGCAGGUUAUAGGCCUCAGUUCUACAUGAGGACCACUGAUGUCACUGGAAGGGUGGCUUCCAUUAUGAAUGAUAAGGAUGAGGAGUCUAAGAUGGUUAUGCCUGGUGACCGUGUAAAGAUGGUAGUUGAGCUUAUCAUGCCUGUGGCUUGUGAGCAAGGGAUGCGGUUUGCUAUCAGAGAAGGAGGGAAGACGGUUGGAGCCGGGGUUAUUCAGUCUAUUAUUGAGUGAUCUUAGGAUACUUUGGCGUUGCAGGAUAUGUUAUUUGCUGUUGCAGUGAUGUCAAAGAACCUUCAUAUGCGAAAUGUCAAGGUCAUGCAAUUAGUUUCGUCACCAUUUAUAGAUCCUCUUUGAUUCCAAUGUCAUAUUUUGGAGUUUUGUAUUUCUUUUGCUUCAGACUCAUGUCUAAUCUAGUUGGAUUGGUAAUAUUCAUGUCACAAUUCGAUAUGAUUUUAUUUC